AGUGGGUGAGUGGUGAGCUUGGAGGCUGGAUGAAUGGUGAGUGGGUGAGUGGUGAGCUUGGAGGCUGGAUGAAUGGUGAGUGGGUAAGUGGUGAGCUCGGAGGCUGGGCGUGCGGUGAGCGUGGUGCGCGAGUGACCACCUCCACCGCCCAGCAUCUCGGCCGCCAAUCCCAGAGUUCGCAGCGCGUGAGACGGCGGCGAUCGAGGCCCCGGGGUCAUCGGGGCUGGACCAGCCACAGGGCCCCAGGCACCGCCCAGUCGCCACCCCAGUCACCACCCCGCCCUCACCCCGGGACAGACCGAGACGCGGCUUGCCGGGGUCCGGCGUGGACGCGAGGGACUGCGACUCGGCGCCGUGGCCACCCAACCGUGCUAAUCGGAAGUGCGGUGGAAGCGACGAGGAGGCGCCAUGGGUGUGGACGGGAGAGUUGCCGUGAUCAAAUACCUCGUCUUUGUCUUCAACCUCCUCUUCUGCCUCUCCAGCCUGUGCCUCGUCGCGCUCGGGGCUCUGAUGCUGAGCGACUCGCACGCCCUCCUCAGCGACGCGGCGACCGUGGCCUCGCUCUGCGUCAUGGCCCUGGGCCUCGUCGUCUUCCUCGUCUCCUUCUUCGGCUGCUGCGGCGCGCAGCGCGAGAGCCACUGCAUGGUGGCCACGUUCUCCGCUCUGAUGUUCCUCAUCUUCUUCCUGGAGCUCGGGCUCGGAGUCACCGCCUACUUCUUCAGACACCAGGUGCGUGAGUUGGUGGAGGUGAAGGUGUGGGAGCUGCUGGAGAAGCAGCCCGAGGCGACGGUGGACGAUCUGCUGGGGAAGAUGCAGACCCAGCUCAAGUGCUGCGGGGUCACCUCCUUCGACAACUGGUUCACCUCCAGCAACAGCAGCGGCAGCAGCAGCAGCGGCAGCAACAGCAGCAGCAGCGGCAGGGUCCCCGACAGCUGCUGCAUCUACCCCCGGGAGCGUUGUGGAGCCCACGUGGAUGCGAGCACCGCCUACACAGUGAUCUACACCGAGGGCUGCGUGUCCGUGGUGGAGUCGAUCUUGCUCCAGAACGCGUUGCUCGUGGGCGGCGUUGCCCUCGGCCUGGCGCUCAUCCAGAUCAUCAGCAUCAUCCUCGCCUGCUGCCUCAUGAAGGGAAUCCGCGACUUCCACAAAUACGACGUCGCCGAAUUGGAGCCAUGGCCCGCCUCCAAGUGGGACCACGGGGUCACCCUCGAGUGACCCCCCCUCACCCCCCGCUGGGGUCACCCUCGAGUGACCCCCCCCGCCCCCCCCCCCCCCGCUGGGGUCACGGCCGCUCCUUCCAUGGAUGAGACCGGGUUUGGCGAUUGAGUCUGUGGUUUGAAUGCAUCUGUGCGGCGCUAUAAGUGUUACCCCCUCUGUAUGCGUGCUGAGAUGACCUCCCGAGGUCACGGGCAGCCUUCCCAGUGGAGCAGCAGCAGCAGCAGCGGCAGCAAGUAGCAAGCAGCAGCA
Messenger RNA from Lethenteron reissneri (Far Eastern brook lamprey), 1467 nucleotides. Its product is annotated as CD63 antigen-like. Lineage: Eukaryota; Metazoa; Chordata; Hyperoartia; Petromyzontiformes; Petromyzontidae. Gene Ontology annotation, cellular component: plasma membrane. The record is from RefSeq and is a predicted model, not a curated record.